AUGGUUGAGAAGCUGAAUGGUCUUGAGCCUGAGCAACGGACCAAUGAUGUAGCAGCAAGUGUAUUUAGGGAGGUACUUGGCUCUAGACCAGGAUAUGCAAGGGGGCUAGGAGAGAUGAUUAUCCCGGAGUCGACACGACAACGGGACAGCCAAAGAGAAAAAGAAUACCUUGCAUUGAUUGAGAAGCACAAGCAAGAUGCCGACAAUUACAAGAAAGAUGCUGAGAAUUACCGGAAAGACGCUGACAAGUACAAGACACAGCUUGAUGCAAUUCAAGAGGAAAUACUGAGACUUCGUGAGAGGCAAAAUGCAACUGAUGUCAUGAUGAGGGAAUUCUUCCAAAAUUUCCAUACACCCACGGAGUCUCAGCAGUCUCGUCGAGAGACUCCUCAAGCAUUGUUGUUGGUACCUAUAAUGUUAUUGGCGUGGGCAAAAGAAGAUGUUGCAGCACUUGUAUCUGGAGGAUUAUGCACUUCGAGAUAUCUUGCAUCCAUAUCACUUGGAGUGACUGGUGUCUCAUAUCUCUUCAGGGCAAACGGCUGGAACAAAAAGCCGAAGGCUUUUCCGUCCACCUAUUGCGAUUCUUCAAGGACUUGCAAAAAGCGGAAAAGGCCCAUUUCAUUUCGUCUGGAAGAGGGAACUGAAGUUGAAGGGGAAGAUCAGAACCAAAGGUUCAAUACCUUCGAGCGGCAACUUCACAUCCAGAUUCUAAAACCAAGCAAGAUGAGCAAAAAAUCGAAAGAAUCCCCGAUAAUUAAGGAAUUUGAGGCUUUUGAUCAUGACUUGGAAUCUGGGGCGCCCUACGAUACUUCCACACAGGGUUGCUGCAUCUACAAAGUUCCCGAGACACUCCGCGAGAUCAACAACAAGAAAUGGUGCCAGCCCCGCGUCGUCUCCAUAGGGCUGUACUACCACUACACCAACUACGAAUUAGACAAACAGCAACGCCUGCACCUCCAAGUGUUAGAUCCAGUUAGUGGAAAUGAGGCAUCUUCAAUAAUGGCGACGAAGUACGAAAUAGAGAAGUUCAAUGGGAGUAAUUUCUCAUUGUGGAAAAUGAGAAUAAAAGCAAUUUUGAGGAAAGAUAAUUGCUUGAUGGCAAUUGGAGAUAGGCCCGAUGAGAUCACUGACGAGGACAAGUGGAACGAGAUGGAUGGCAAUGUUAUUGCUAAUAUGCACCUAGCACUAGCUGAUGGAUUUCUCAUUUCUACUUCAGUUGUAAUUGUAUGCCCCGUACCACAAGCGCCUAACAAAAAGCACAAGUGGAAGUUCUGCAGCAUUCUACUGUCCCAGGCCAAUAAAGGCGAGAAAGAACUGAUGGAAAUCAUAAGCCCACUUGAAGCGGAAACCAGAGGUCUAUAUUCCGAAAUUCCAGAACUUCAUGCCGAGAAGAACAAUGGCCGGUUCCUCAAAAUGCUGAUUCGCGAUGGUUGUUUUAUAUUAGAAUUGUUUCGAAUACUUGGAAACUCGAAAGAGAUCGAGUCUAAUCACCCUCUCGCUUCCGUGGCAUGGGCAAUACCACAGUUCUACGGGGAUCUUCUUCUACUUGAGAAUCAGAUCCCCUUCGUUGUUCUGAAAAAGUUAUUUGAAACUUCCAAAAUGCCUGAUGAGGACUAUCCUUUGUCCUUGCUUGCUUUGAGAUUCUUUAACAAGGCAAUGCGAAGACCCGAUGAAGAACUCGAAAAGAUGAGCGAGCAUCUCAAUGACAUGAGCUUGCAUUUGCUGGACUUGGUUCGGAAAAGUUUUAUCACCCCCGAACUAGAUCACCCACCAGAGGAGAAAAAACCUGCAGUACCGGUGAUAUCCUGCAUCACGAAGCUCGUCAAAGCAGGGAUUAAGAUCGAACCGCCUAAAGCUGAGGCGGACAGCUUCUUGGCUGUGAAAUUCAAGAACGGAGUGAUUGCGAUGCCCAAAAUAACAGUCGACUACUUCAUGCACUCUUUCUUGAUGAACUGUAGGGCAUUCGAGCAGUUGCACACGGACAGCUCCAAGCACAUCACAGUUUACGCUUAUUUCUUGGACUGCUUAGUAAACACAGCCAAGGACGCCGAGUACCUUUACGAACACAACAUCAUUAACAGUUAUGUUGGGAAGAACAGCGAGGACGUCGUGCAAUUCAUCAACAAGUUGGGAAAACCGGAGGUUGAAACCGAUCAGUUUUAUUUAUACGAGGUUUUCGAUGGAGUGCACAGAUAUUAUAAGAACACGUACGUACGACGUGCGACUGUAGAGCUCAAGGAUAGGUACUUUAAUACGCCAUGGUCGGUCAUUUCGUUAUUGGCAGCCGGUGUGCUGUUAGUGUUAUCCUUUUUGCAGACCUACUACACCAUCUACGCUUAUGUGAAUCCUAAAUAAUGGGCUUAAUUUCUCCUAGUAUGGGCUGAAUUUCUCCUACUCGGUCCGUCGAUCUGUUACGUGCAUGGAGUGCAUGUCUUCCAUGACCAGCUACAAAGGUGUCCGUAUGGGAAGCUAGAUCAUGUUCAAGUAGGUGUGCUUGAUUAGCAGAUAAGUUAGCUGUUUAGCUGUUUGAUCAUCAUGGUAUAAGUCUUCUAGUGUGCUUGUUUUACUUUUUACAUCUUGUCUCUUGUUUGUUUUAAGGACCAUUAACGUGUUAUCUCUUUCAGCUGGCACUCGUAAUCAGGGUAGGAGUAGUACGUGUGUUUGUCUUUCCAUUGAUCAAGUCUUUAUGUGUAAGCCUUUCGUUAUUGGGAGUACUUC
This is a messenger RNA of Carya illinoinensis, 2718 nucleotides long. RefSeq lists its product as uncharacterized. The record is from RefSeq and is a predicted model, not a curated record. Bases 1 to 2355 code for a protein of 784 amino acids. NCBI's taxonomy places the organism in Eukaryota, Viridiplantae, Streptophyta, Magnoliopsida, Fagales, Juglandaceae. The transcript is spliced from 7 exons.